Molecule: messenger RNA, 2416 nt
Organism: Clupea harengus (Atlantic herring)
Lineage: Eukaryota; Metazoa; Chordata; Actinopteri; Clupeiformes; Clupeidae
Gene: dnai7
Product: dynein axonemal intermediate chain 7
Cellular component (GO): axoneme
Molecular function (GO): microtubule binding; beta-tubulin binding
Source: RefSeq, a predicted model, not a curated record
UGAAACAGUAAAGUGUGUUUCUGUAUGUCUGCGUGAAGGGUUACUAUAGCAACAGACACACGCCGAGUUGCAAGAAGUCAGAAGUAUGUCUGCCAAAAAGAAAGGAGGCAAGCUGAGCAAAGCGGAGAGGGAUAAGCUACAGAGAGAGGAGGAUGAACGCAAACAGAAGGAAGAGGAGGAGGCUCGUCUGGUGGCGGAACAAGAGGAGCAGGAGAAGAGGGAGAGACAACGCCAGGAGCAGGAGGAGCAGGAGAGACUGGAGCUCAAGGACAAGGAACGCAGAGAGGAUGAGCUAAAUGAACUGCGCCAUCUGCUGGAGGAAAACCACACUGCAGUCACUAAAUGGGAAGCUGAAUCGAGGGAAAAAGCCAAGUGGGAGCGUUACAUGCGCUGCGAUGGCACCCCAGACCCCUCGGUGCUGCAGGAGAUCAACACCUUCAUCGCGCUGUGGCGGGAGGACCGUGAGACUCAGGGCCAAAAGAUCAUGCAGCAGUGUGACCUGGCGCUGCAGCUCAUUGAUGAGCUGGAGGGUCUUUUGGCCGACCAACCGGAGCCGAAGGAGGUGCUCCAGUACAAGGAGACGAUGGUGUCACUCCAGGAGCUGGUCCACACAAAAUACAACCUCAUCACUGAAGAUCUCCUCAAGUUGGCAAACACUAAAUCAGACAUCGAAACAGGGAAUAUGCAAAUGGUGGUCCAGGAGAAGAACAUCACUUUGUGUCUUUGGGCUAACCUGAACAAGAACCCUAGGUUUAAAGGCUUUGACUUCCAGGAGGUGCAGCUGGGCUUCAAGCUGCCCAAGCAACUGGCCGUGAGCGAUGUGGCCGUCUGCAUCUUGCACACGCACUUCGAUCACCUGUCUCACCUGAGCCGACCAACGGCGCUGUGCUCACGCAGCUCUUUCGCCAGUGUUGCCGCGGGCGACCAGGAGCCUCAGGGGCCCGCUGACACCCCCGCUGCUGCCCUGGAAAGAGAGGGGGAGGGGGGUGGGAGAGAGAGCGCCCUCCCGGGGGAAGAGGCUGAAGUACUGUCACUGAAAUCAGAGGGCAGGAAGAGUGCUAUCAGUAUUCAGUCUGGGAAAGACGACAGGAAGAGCGCUCCACUGAAGCCAGUAGAUGGGAAUGACCCUGAGGAGAUAAAUACCAUGGUGGAGGGUGUAGACUCCGGCGAGGGUGAUUCCUCUGCCCCGGCGGUCGACCCGGCGAAUGACAGCCCGGCGGGGAGUGUGGUGGACCUGCACCAGUUCACCUCUCUGGGGGGCGUCUUCUACUUUGACGUGUUCCACCUGCCACCUCAGGCUCACUCGCUCUGUGGCUGGGAGAUCAGACAGUUGCUGGACACAGGCCUGCAGGUGUUCCCCUACCCCUCAGAGCAGACCCCUCUCCACAGCUCCACCUCAGGCAGGCUGGACGAGAGCAUCGCCCUUUCCUGCCCCCCGGUCGAGGUGUCUGUCACGCUGCCUGACUCUGUCAUCUUCCUGGAGGACCCCCAGGUGGCGCGCUGGGACCCCACAGACCAGCACUGGAAGAUCGACGACUGCAUCAGUGAGGUCUUGUACGACGAGUCAACGAGGAGCCUCUCCUUUAGCAUGGACGCCUUCUACACCUUCACACUCAUGCAGGACUUGUACGCUAACAUGCCCUUCCAGGACUGGGAGCUGAGGCCCUUGGGCCAGGACUUGGCCCUGCUCAGCAUCACCGGGGCCCUCAUAGAAGUCAGCAUCACCAUCAAGGGUAACCAGUGCAUGCUUCAGACGGAAGACGAGAACACACCAACCCACAUCCUGGGCCAGUGGAUGAGCGUGUCGGCGCUGCAGAAGGCCGUGACCAGUGCAGGUAUCUGCAUCUUCACCAACGAGCACUCCGACAAGUACGUCAGCGUCAACGCCAAGGACCCGCUGAUCGAGCAUACAGUCUAUGAGCAGAUGGCUCUGGUCUCCUCAGCGGUGGCUUUUUCCUGGAGCCGGUGGAAUUCACGGUGCGGACAGGAGCACCUGGUAUUACAGGUGUGUGAGCAGCUGGGGGCGGAGCCAGUGAAGCUGGAUGCAUGGUCCUUGUACCUGCUGGGCGCCCAGCGGAGUCAGCGUCUGGCCAUGAGCGAGUACAGCGUCACCUUCAGUCCACAGCUGGCGCCGCACACAGAGUUCCACUCCACCUUCCUGCACAUGAUGGGCGACAGCCUGAGCGCCGUGGCGGCAGAGCGUGUGCGUGCGUCGCACCACCUGUACGUGGAGACGGUGCAGAGGCUUCUGUGUGCCACACGUGUGCUCACAUACACCUGAACACACACACACACACACACAGGCUCACACACACGCAUGUAAAAUUCCAUACUUGCACACAAACAUCUAUGGCUACAUAUACAGGGACUCUCACAAACACUCAGGUUAAGAAGAAUAAAUCAUUACACAUGUGUA